Messenger RNA from Pistacia vera, 3074 nucleotides. Its product is annotated as ABC transporter G family member 34-like. Gene Ontology annotation, molecular function: ATP binding; ABC-type transporter activity; ATP hydrolysis activity. The coding region runs from base 55 to 2811 and encodes 918 amino acids. The transcript is spliced from 4 exons. The record is from RefSeq and is a predicted model, not a curated record. NCBI's taxonomy places the organism in Eukaryota, Viridiplantae, Streptophyta, Magnoliopsida, Sapindales, Anacardiaceae. Gene Ontology annotation, cellular component: membrane.
CUGUUCGCAGGAUCACUGUUCUACAAACUUGGGGGUCAGUACAACCAACAGAAAAUGAACUCGGUAAGGGCACUUGGGUUUGUAUCCACCAUGAGCAUAAUGCUCAUAAAUCUGGUGCAGUUUCCUUUGUACAUGCUACAAAGACCUAUAUUUUACAAGCAUAGGGCAAAGAGAUUCUUCAGAACUUCUUCCUACGUAGUAGCUCAUUGCAUAGUCAAUUUCCCUCAGACCUUCAUAGAAGCAUUGGUAUACACUCUGUGUGUUUACUUUCUAGCCGGGCUAUCAUUGGCAGGAAAUGUGACACCAUUUCUCGAGUAUCUGGUUCUCUUGUUCUUAGUAGCAUACUUUGGUUCAUCAGUUUUCUUCUUUCUAAGUGCCAUCUCCUCAAUUCCAGAAGUUGGAAACAGUUUGGCAGGUCUAUUAGUUUCCAUCUUCCUACUCUUCAGUGGCUUUGUGAUCUAUCCAUCCAAUGUCCCAACUUACUGGAAAUGGCUCAUCUAUGUGAAUCCAAUUCACUGGGCUAACGUCUUGUUUUGCAAAUACCAAUUCAGUGAGGGCUACAGAGACCCCUGCUCAAACUACCGUACCCAACUUCCUUUCUGUGACCAGUUCCCAACAAUGACAGUAGGAAAAGCUUACCUGACCUUUUAUGAGCUUUCUGAAGAUGCCAAAAGAACUUGGUUACCUUAUGCUAUUCUACUGGGGUGGAUAGUGCUCGCCAACUUCUUGGCAUUAUGGGGGUUAAAGAAUAUAGAAUUCACAGGAACAAGCCAGUCAUUACCUUAUCUCAGAAAGACUCCAAAAAUUAAAGAUUAUGAUGAUGAUUCAGAGAGUGAAUUACAGACGCAGAAUACAAAUGGCAACAGUUUGGAUGAAUUUUCCAGAUAUUCUGCCCCACAGAACUUAUAUUCAGAACAUGACCAUCCAAAUACUAGCAUCAAAGAAUACCAUAUUGAUAUGGAGGAGAGUGGACUCGGCAUUCCAGUGGAGCCGGUGACUCUCCUAUUUGAGAAUCUGUCAUUUUCCAGGUAUGUAGAAGGAUCAAAUGAGAGUACACCAGUUUUCAGCUACAUCACAGGCUAUGCUAAACCCCAGAACAUGUUAACCCUAUUAGGUGGUUCUAGAACAAGUAAGGCCACACUCCUUAAAUGCUUGGCAGGAAGAAUACCUCUAAUUGGCAGCUUCAACGGCAACCUCCAGACAAGUGGCUUCGAGACAGGUGCUUCUUCUAGAUUAAUAGGUUAUGUUGAGAAGCUCGAUGCUCACCAACCUUACCUCUCUGUACGAGAGUCCCUUCAGUUCAGUGCUGCACUUCGUCUUGGAAAAGUAAUUAGUCCCAUGAACCGUCAUAUCCAUGUCGAGCUGGUCCUCAACCAACUUGGUUUACUUCCCUAUUGCAAUCAACUGGUUGGCUCCCUUCGUGAUGCCACUGGAAAAACAUUUGAAAUAGCCAAAAAGAUUACCAUUGCGGUUGAGCUGGCAGCAAACCCAAGUAUUCUCCUCCUUGAAGAACCAGUUUCUGGCCUUGAUACCACUGGAACUUUGAACAUUCUUAAUAUUCUCUCUCAAGUGUCAAAUUCAGGACGAACCAUUGUUGUCUCUCUAACACAUCCUAAUGCACGCACACUGUCCUUCUUUGACCUGGCUCUCAUUCUAACAAAGGAAGGGAAUCAAGCAUAUUUUGGUCCCACAGGAUCCAACUGUGACAAAAUGUUGGAAUAUUUUACAUCAAUCUGCAAGACCCCUCCGUAUUCAAGAAGAGAAAGUCCAGUUAGCUAUAUCAUGGGGGCUCUUGGCUUAGGAAUAACAAAGAGGGGUAAUCCUUCAAUAAAUUUUGCAGAAAUUUACAAGGCUAGCACCUUGCAAGAGACCAACAAUAACGAAAUUUCCAUUAUAAAGAAGUUCACCAAGAACAAGAAAUCAAAGAAUCCAUUUGCUACUUAUCCAACUCCAUAUUCUCUGCAAGCUGUUCUGGUACUGCUAAGAACCCAAAGAUUCUUAUGGAGGAAUGUACAAUAUACAUAUGGUAGACUUACAGGAUGCAUUAUGAUUGGUCUCCUAAUGGGUUCUCUGUAUUUUCAAAUUGAAUACAGUGAUACAUACGGUGCGACUUCACGUUCACUUUACAUCUACAUGCAAGUAAUACUCAUAGGUGUGAUCUCAGCCAACAAUGUUAUUCCCCAAAUUGGCACAGACAGGUUGGUGUACUUUCGAGAGAAAAGGUCUGGAAUGUACCUUCCAAUCUUUUAUCCGCUAUCAUGGGCAGUGGGGGAGAUUCCUUACUUUUUCAUUGCAACACUUGCAGUAGCAGGGAUUGGGAAUGGCAUGGCAGGGAUUGGAACAGGAUCAGCUGCAGAAUUUUUCAAGUAUUGGAUUGUGUUAUUCAUGUUCACACUCUGUGUAACUUAUUUCGGAAUGAUGAUCACAUUCCUAGCACCAGUGCCAACACUAGCUGCUUUUGCUGUGUCGAUAGUAACAUCACUGUGGGUGUCUGCCUCUGGAGUGGUCGUUGUCCUAUCUGACAUAAAGUUCUAUCAGUGGAUGUAUUGGACAAAUCCAUUCCAGUAUGCAAUCAAUGCGAUGACUGCUAUCAGUUUUUACUGUGAUACAAAGAACUGUGGAUCAGAAUGCCGGUGCCCAAGAUUGCCAGAUGGUUCUUAUGUGUGGGAUAGACUGGCAACAGGGAGAAGUUUGAGCUAUGAAAGGAUAGAAAAAGACAUACUCAUAUUGUCAGCAAUGUGCGUGCUAUUUUCCAGCCUUGCUUUCUUAUUCUCUGUUGUGCUGAAGCACAACUCACCCCCUAAUGUAUAGCAUGAUCAUAUGGAUCUUAUAAUGGCAAAGAUUGAAACAUAUAGAUGAAGCAAGCUUCUACAUCGAAUAACACAAAGAAGCAUCUACUCUGGAAAGUAAUUGAGACCACACAAGAUAGAUCAGAAGGAAGCACUCAAAAGAAAGAAAAAACAUAAAAUAUUCCUAAAAUGGCAGAUUGAAGUAACAAUGUAACAUUACCAUGAUCUUCCUAUUUCAACAUACAUAUGAUUAUCUUUUUUUUUACUCUAUUUUAAUCUAUCUAC